CACCCCCAUGUGGCUACGCAGCGCGGCGCUGACCGCGGCUCGCUGUCCCCCAGAGACCCCCCGGCGCGCAGAUGGUCUGACCAGUCAAGGGAAAAAAGUUUAUGACAGCUCGUUUCAGCUCCAGCCCACCGUCCCGCUCCGCAGCAGCUGAGCUGCUAUAUGGAGGUGACAAAAGCGACAUCCGCGGCCAAGUGCAGCCUCUCUCCCCUGGAUUGUGUCUCUCUCUUUGACUGAAGUGUCACCGGAUUGUUUGCCUUUUCUGCUUUUCUUCACUUUUUUAUGCCUCACCUCCUGCGGGCUACCAGGUCAGUUUCAAGGAGGAAUCCAUUGGGCUUAUGAUGGAGGAGCAAGCCGUCUCCAAUAGCAGCCCGCAGCAUGGUCAGACCAGGAGGAAUGUCAUCAGGUGUGGGUGGCUAAGAAAGCAAGGGGGCUUUGUCAAGACUUGGCACACGCGCUGGUUUGUCCUCAAGGGAGACCAGCUCUAUUAUUACAAAGAUGAAGAAGAGACAAAAGCCCUGGGUGCCAUUUUCUUACCGGGUAACAGAGUCACCGAGCACCCGAACAAUGGUGAAGAGGCAGGAAAAUUUCUCUUUGAAGUCGUUCCAGGGGGAGAUCGGGAGCGAAUGACAGCCAAUCAUGAGACAUACCUUCUUAUGGCCAGCACCCAGAAUGACAUGGAGGAUUGGGUGAAGACCAUUCGAAGAGUCAUAUGGGCGCCCUUUGGUGGAGGUAUCUUUGGUCAGAAGCUAGAGGAGACGGUACGCUAUGAGCGGCGGUUCGGGAACAAGCUGGCCCCCAUGCUGGUGGAGCAGUGCGUGGACUUCAUCCGCCAGUGGGGGCUGCGGGAGGAGGGGCUGUUUCGGCUGCCCGGGCAGGCCAACCUGGUCAAGGAGCUGCAGGACGCCUUCGACUGCGGAGAGAAGCCUGCCUUCGACUGUAACACGGACGUGCACACGGUGGCCUCCCUGCUCAAGCUCUACCUGAGAGAGCUGCCAGAGCCCGUCAUCCCCUUCGCCAAGUAUGAGGAGUUCCUCUCCUGCACUAAACUCCUCAGCAAGGACGAAGAAGCUGGAAUGAAGGAAUUGCGAAAACAAGUGGAAAGCCUACCUCCAGUCAACUACAACCUGCUGAAGUAUAUAUGCAGGUUUCUCGAUGAAGUUCAGUCCUACUCCGGUGUGAAUAAAAUGAGCGUGCAGAACCUGGCGACUGUCUUUGGGCCCAAUAUCCUGAGGCCAAAGAUAGAGGAUCCCGUUGCUAUUAUGGAAGGUACUGUGCUGGUGCAGCAGCUGAUGUCGGUCCUGAUCGGGAGGCACGACGUGCUCUUCCCCAAAGACGGGGACAGCCCGACAGCACUGGAGCUGUGUAACAACAACAACGAGGUCCAGAGGAAGCCGACGGCAGGCCAGCUCCAGAACCGGGAGAACAACAACACAGCGAGCGUGCGGCAGUGCUCCUGGGAGGCCCCCGAGUCGCCCCACCGGGCGCCGGUGGACAACGGCUCGCCCACCCUGCUCAGCGGCCACCGCUCCGGCAGCCCCCGCAACGGCCUCACCGCCAGCAAGUUCGACGUGACCCGGAGCCCGCCGCUCACCGUGAAGAAGAACCCUGCCUUCAGCAAGGGCAGCGGCAUCGUCACCAAUGGCUCCUUCAGCAGCUCGCCGGCCGACGGCCACCAGGAGAAGAGCCAGACGCUGCCGAGCGCCGGCGCCCAGGCCCGCCGCGCUGCCUCACUCAAGGGCCCCGGCACCAAGAUGGGCACGGGUGGCGUGCCCAACGGCGGCGUGCGCAUGGGCGUCUCCAGCACCGACGCGGCGGCCAAUGGGACGCUGGGCGGGCGCAACGGGGCGUGGCUGCCCAACGGCUACGUCACCCUGCGCGACAGCAAGCCCAAGGACUGCGCCGCGGAGCAGGCGGCCCAGCAGAACCGGCUCUCCACCUACGACAACGUGCAGCAGCAUCACUUCCCGGGCGUUGUAGGCGGCGGCAGCUGCGAGGACAAGCAGAGCGUGGACAGCGCCACCUGGUCCACCUCGUCCUGCGAGAUCUCGCUGCCGGACAACUCCACGUCCUGCCGCUCCUCCACCACCACCUGCCCCGAGCAGGACUUCUUCGGCGGCAACUACGAGGACCCCGUUUUGGACGCGCCGACACACGAGGAGCCCGGCCAGCAGGGGGAGCUGGACCGGCGGAACGGAGGGGGCCGCGGCAGCCGGGGCACCAGCAGCAGCGACAACAGCGAGACGUUCGCAGUGAACAACGGCACCAGCAGCCACAGCGCCCUCCACAGCCUGGUGGCCAGCCUGAAGCAGGAGAUGCUGAAGCAGAAGGCGGAGUACGAGGCCAGGAUAAAGAGCCUGGAGCACAGGAACCUGGAGCUGGAGACGGAGAUGGUGAACCUCCAUGAGGAGCUGGAUCAGGAGAGGAAGAAGUACACCAUGGUGGAGAUCAAGCUGAGGAAUGCCGAGAGGGCCAAGGAGGACGCGGAGAAGAGGAACGAGAUGCUACAGAAGGAGAUGGAGCAGUUCUUCUCCACGUUCGGGGAGCUGACGGCCGACCCGCGCCGGCCGGAGAGGGGGAACACCAUCUGGAUCCAGUGAAGGAGGGACCAUCUGAGCCAAAAAAACAAGCUGACUGUUGCAUUGUGGGUAAGGCCACCAGGCAGCUGGUGACCUGCCUGAGAAAAGACUGGCACUCUUACGUUAUGGACUCCUGAAGACAAAGGAACAUUUCUUGCCGUUUCUCUUUAUGUGGUCCUACCAAAUAUAUAAUCUAACUAUGUUACUGUUAAGUGUUAUCCUGUAUCUGGUUGUGUAUAUAGAGGAAAGCGAUGUCGACAACUUCAAGAAAAAUAUGUAUGUAAAAAAAUUUAACUAAAGUAAUAUUUUAAUGCAAGUCUGGUAUUUAAACUGAGAGUUAUCAAUGUGUUGCAUUUAAAUUUUAUAUCAAGGCUUUUCCUUGCACUUAUUUUUUUCAAUGUGGUACUGAAUGAAUUUGUGUAUG
Messenger RNA from Megalops cyprinoides (Indo-Pacific tarpon), 3000 nucleotides. RefSeq names its product Rho GTPase activating protein 24 (gene arhgap24). Gene Ontology annotation, cellular component: focal adhesion. The record is from RefSeq and is a predicted model, not a curated record. Bases 336 to 2597 code for a protein of 753 amino acids. NCBI's taxonomy places the organism in Eukaryota, Metazoa, Chordata, Actinopteri, Elopiformes, Megalopidae. Gene Ontology annotation, molecular function: GTPase activator activity. Gene Ontology annotation, biological process: negative regulation of ruffle assembly; signal transduction; negative regulation of Rac protein signal transduction. The transcript is spliced from 10 exons.